CCUCCUCCUCCGUCCUCCCUCCUCUUCCUCCUCCUCCUCCAAUCUUUGCUCCCAAACUGGUUCCCAUCUUCAAGAACAAGUGUCCGUUGCGACACAUCAACGUGGCCGUGCUGAGACUCCAGAAGCAGAGGGAGCAGCUGAUUGGAGGAGGGGAGGAGAGGGGGAGGGUGACCCUACCUGCCUUCAGGAUGAAGACCUCCACCACCACCACCGCUUCUUCUUCUUCGUCUGUUUCUUCUCUGUCGGUCGCGUCCCUCACGCUUCCUCCUCCGUUCAACCGUCGUCCUAAAGCUGCUCCUCAGCCAGCGGGUCACAUCGGACUCAAACGCAUCACCAGCCUCAGUCCUGCAUCCGAGUCCAGACCUGGAUUCCUCCUGGCUCCACAGCCGGAGACCACCAAAUCCAAGACCAGCUCCAAGACCAGCGUGAAGUCCAGCUCUGACACAAAUACCUCCAACAAACGUCCUCCACCUUCUGACAUCUCCAACAAACAUUCUCCACCUUCUGACAUCUCCUUCAAACAUCCUCCACCUUCUGACAUCUCCAACAAACAUUCUCCACCUUCUGACAUCUCCAACAAACGUCCUCCACCUUCUGACAUCUCCUUCAAACAUCCUCCACCUUCUGACAUCUCCUUCAAACAUCCUCCACCUUCUGACAUCUCCUUCAAACGUCCUCCAGCUGCUCCACCUUCUGACAUCUCCAACAAACGUCCUCCAGCUGCUCCACCUUCUGAUGCCUCCUUCAAAGACUCCUCCAGCAGCAGCAGACGGAGAGUUGUGUUUGAGGAGUUAAAGCCGAAGAAACCCAGAUCAUCGAUACGAGACGUGGACGUGGAGCAAAUGGCCAGAAGCAACCAGUUGUCGAAGGUGAACUCUUCCACUCUGCUGUCCUGGCUGGAGGAACGAGGAGUUCUCAUCAGGACCAAACACAGGAAGGAGGACCUGAUGCUGAAGGUCAUGGGCUGUCUGGCCGAGGCCUGAGACACACACACACACACACUGAGUGUAAUCUAUAGACUUCCUCUGGAGUAUUCAGGCUCUUCUAAGCUCCUCAUUUAAAGGAUUUAAUCUAAAAUGUGUCUUUAUCGGUCUGAAUCUUCUCAUCUAAUUGAGAUGCUGAAGAUUUUCCAAAAUGUCGUAUGAAGUCACGGGAGGAGUUCAGACAGGAAGUGACACACUUUGGGUUUUCUUUCCUCUCUGUUUGUUUGAUGUGAGUCAUCAGAGGUUUGUUCAGGAAGGUGACGAGUUUGAAACCAGCCGACAGGAGUUCUAGGUUCUGAUAUAAUAAUAUAAUGUUUUACUGCAGGUUUAGUUCUUUCAUUCAGCAGCUCUUCAUGUUCUGUCAACAAACCUUUGACUUUAGAACGAGUUCUCCACUUCUUAGAAAUACAGACACUCAAAUAAACCUUUAUAUUUCAUAGAGAGGACUUUCUGUAUUCUACAACAAAUAAUGACCUAUUGAUACAGUGUUCAUACAGCUGUUGCUUGUUUGUUGUUAAGAAAUGUACAAUUAUAUUUAUAUCUUGAAGUUUUGUGGAUAAAUUGUGAAAUUGAAGUGAGGAGGUUCUUUCCUUCUGCUUGUUCUCAUUCAUUGUACCUGUGUGUUCUCCAGGUUGUGUGUGUGUGUGUGUGAGAGCAGCUGUCAGCUGUGUGUUAAUGAUGCGUCACAGUAGUAACUUUACAGUCUGAAAGAAGUCUGACUGCUUCUUACAGACCAGAUCCACUCCUUUCAUUCGUACCUUUCACAAUAAAAGCCU
Messenger RNA from Anarrhichthys ocellatus (wolf-eel), 1759 nucleotides. RefSeq names its product proline-rich receptor-like protein kinase PERK10. The record is from RefSeq and is a predicted model, not a curated record. The transcript has 3 exons. NCBI's taxonomy places the organism in Eukaryota, Metazoa, Chordata, Actinopteri, Perciformes, Anarhichadidae. Bases 189 to 983 code for a protein of 264 amino acids.